Messenger RNA from Mandrillus leucophaeus (drill), 4467 nucleotides. RefSeq names its product interphotoreceptor matrix proteoglycan 2 (gene IMPG2). Gene Ontology annotation, biological process: visual perception. Gene Ontology annotation, molecular function: heparin binding; hyaluronic acid binding. The transcript is spliced from 19 exons. The coding region runs from base 204 to 3932 and encodes 1242 amino acids. The record is from RefSeq and is a predicted model, not a curated record. NCBI's taxonomy places the organism in Eukaryota, Metazoa, Chordata, Mammalia, Primates, Cercopithecidae.
AGAAAAGAAGUGAGAGCUACUUUGAAAGGACAACCAUUUUUCUUUACGCUAAUUUAUAAUGGUUUUGAAGUGGUUGUUCAUUCUCAAACAUAGACUUUUAAAUGUUAGGUCUUUCCUAUAACUCGUUGUUAUUGGAAGUUUCAAGGAUUUGGACGCUCAGUUAAGGAUUUUGUCCUCUCCUCAUUCCUUUGGUUUUGGCCCAAAUGAUUAUGUUUCCUCUUUUUGGGAAGAUUUCUCUGGGUAUUUUGAUAUUUGUCCUGAUAGGAGACUUUCCAUCGUUAACAGCACAAACCUACUUAUCUUUAGAGGAGAUCCAAGAACCCAAGAGUGCAGUUUCUUUUCUCCUGCCUGAAGAAUCAACAGACCUUUCUCUAGCUACCAAAAAGAAACAGCCUCUGGACCUCAGAGAAACUGAAAGACAGUGGUUACUCAGAAGGCGGAGAUCUAUUCUGUUUCCUAAUGGAGUAAAAAUCUGCCCAGAUGAAAGUGUUACAGAGGCUGUGGCAAAUCAUGUGAAGUAUUUUAAAGUCCGAGUGUGUCAGGAAGCUGUCUGGGAAGCCUUCAGGACUUUUUGGGAUCGACUUCCUGGGCGUGAGGAAUAUCAUUACUGGAUGAAUUUGUGUGAGGAUGGAGUCACAAGUAUAUUUGAAAUGGGCACAAAUUUUAGUGAAUCUGUGGAACAUAGAAGCUUAAUCAUGAAGAAACUGACUUAUGCAAAGGAAACUGUAAGCAGCCCUGAACUGUCUUCUCCAGUUCCUGUUGGUGAUACUUCAACAUUGGGAGACGCUGCUCUCAGUGUUCCACAUCCAGGGGUGGACUCCUAUGAAGGUGCCUCAGACAGCAGCUUGGAAAGGCCAGAGGAGAGUGUUAGCAAUGAAAUUGAGAAUGUGAUAGAAGAAGCCACAAAACCAGCAGCUGAACAGAUUGCAGAAUUCAGCAUCCACCUUUUGGGGAAGGAGUACAGGGAAGAACUACAGGAUUCCUCCAGCUUUCACCACCAGCACCUUGAAGAAGAAUUUAUUUCAGAGGUUGAAAAUGCAUUUACUGGAUUACCAGGCUACAAGGAAAUUCGUGUACUUGAAUUUAGGUCCCCCAAGGAAAAUGACAGUGGCGUAGAUGUUUACUAUGCAGUUACCUUCAACGGUGAGGCCAUUAGCAAUACCACCUGGGACCUCAUCAGCCUUCACUCCAACAAGGUGGAAAACCAUGGCCUUGUGGAACUGGACGAUAAACCCACUGUUGUUUAUACAAUCAGUAACUUCAGAGAUUAUAUUGCUGAGACAUUGCAGCAGAAUUUUUUGCUGGGGAACUCUUCCUUGAAUCCAGAUCCUGAUUCCCUGCAGCUUAUCAAUGUGAGAGGAGUUUUGCGUCACCAAACUGAAGAUCUAGUUUGGAACACCCAAAGUUCAAGUCUUCAGGCAACGCCAUCAUCUAUUCUGGAUAAUACCUUUCAAGCUGCAUGGCCCUCAGCAGAUGAAUCCACCACCAGCAGUAUUCCACCACUUGAUUUCAGCUCUGGUCCUCCCUCAGCCACUGGCAGGGAACUCUGGUCAGAAAGUCCUUUGGGUGAUUUAGUGUCUACACACAAAUUAGCCUUUCCCUCGAAGAUGGGCCUCAGUUCUUCCCCAGAGGUUUUAGAGGUUAGCAGCUUGACUCUUCAUUCUGUCACCCCGGCAGUGCUUCAGACUGGCUUGCCUGUGGCUUCUGAGGAAAGGACUUCUGGAUCUCACUUGGUAGAAGAUGGAUUAGCCAAUGUUGAAGAGUCAGAAGAUUUUCUUUCUAUUGAUUCAUUGCCUUCAAGUUCAUUCACUCAACCUGUGCCAAAAGAAACAAUACCAUCCAUGGAAGACACUGAUGUGUCCUUAACAUCUUCACCAUAUCUGACCUCUUCUAUACCUUUUGGCUUGGACUCCUUGACCUCCAAAGUCAAAGAUCAAUUAAAAGUGAGCCCUUUCCUGCCAGAUGCAUCCAUGGAAAAAGAGUUAAUACUUGACAGUGGUUUAGGUUCAGGAUCAGGGCAAAAAGUAGAUCUGAUUACUUGGCCAUGGAGUGAGACUUCAUCAGAGAAGAGCACUGAACCGCUGUCCAAGCCAUGGCUUGAAGAUGACGAUUCACUUUUGCCAGCUGAGAUUGAAGACAAGAAACUAGUUUUAGUUGACAAAAUGGAUUCCACAGACCAAAUUAGUAAGCACUCAAAAUAUGAACAUGAUGAUAGAUCCACACACUUCCCAGAGGAAGAGCCUCUUAGUGGGCCUGCUGUGCCCUUCUUCGCAGAUACUGCAACUGAAUCUGCAUCUCUAACCCUCCCCAAGCACAUAUCAGAAGUACCUGGUGUUGAUGAUUACUCAGUUACCAAAGCACCUCUUAUACUGACAUCUGUAGCAAUCUCUGCCUCUACUGAAAUAUCAGAUCAGGCAGAUGCCAUCCUAAGGGAGGAUAUGGAACAAACUACCGAGUCAUCCAACUAUGAAUGGUUUGACAGUGAGGUUUCAAUGGUAAAGCCAGAUAUGCAACCUUUGUGGACUAUAUUGCCAGAAUCAGAGAGAGUUUCGACAAGAACUUCUUCCCUAGAGAAAUUGUCCAGAGACACAUUGGCAAGUACACCACAGAGUACUGACAGACUCUGGUUGAAAGCUUCUGUGACACAGUCUACCAAAUUGCCUCCAACCACAAUCUCCACCCUGCUAGAGGAUGAAGUAAUUAUGGGUGUACAGGAUAUUUCAUUAGAACUGGACCGGAUAGGCACAGAUUACUAUCAGCCUGAGCCAGUCCAAGAGCAAAAUGGCAAGGUUGGUAGUUAUGUGGAAAUGUCUACAAGUGUUCACUCCACAGAGAUGGUUAGUGUGGCGUGGCCCACAGAAGGAGGAGAUGACUUGAGUUAUACCCAGACUUCAGGAGCUUUGGUGGUUUUCUUCAGCCUCCGAGUGACUAACAUGAUGUUUUCAGAAGAUCUGUUUAAUAAGAACUCUUUGGAGUAUAAAGCCCUGGAGCAAAGAUUCUUAGAAUUGCUGGUUCCCUAUCUCCAGUCAAAUCUCACGGGAUUCCAGAACUUAGAAAUCCUCAACUUCAGAAAUGGCAGCAUUGUGGUGAACAGCCGAAUGAAGUUUGCCAAUUCUGUCCCUCCUAAUGUCAACAAUGCGGUGUACAUGAUUCUGGAAGACUUUUGUACCGCUGCCUACAAUACCAUGAACUUGGCUAUUGAUAAAUACUCUCUUGAUGUGGAAUCAGGUGAUGAAGCCAACCCUUGCAAGUUUCAGGCCUGUAAUGAAUUUUCUGAGUGUCUGGUCAACCCCUGGAGUGGAGAAGCAAAGUGCAGAUGCUUCCCUGGAUACCUGAGUGUGGAAGAACGGCCCUGUCAGAGUCUCUGUGACCUACAGCCUGACUUCUGCUUGAACGAUGGAAAGUGUGACAUUAUGCCUGGGCACGGGGCCAUUUGUAGGUGCCGUGUGGGUGAGAACUGGUGGUACCGAGGCAAGCACUGUGAGGAAUUUGUGUCUGAGCCUGUGAUCAUAGGCAUCACUAUUGCCUCUGUGGUUGGACUUCUUGUCAUCUUUUCUGCUAUCAUCUACUUCUUCAUCAGGACUCUUCAAGCACACCAUGACAGGAGCAAAAGAGAGAGGCCCUUCAGUGGCUUCAGCAGGCAGCCUGACAGCCUCUCAUCCAUUGAGAAUGCUGUGAAGUACAACCCCGUGUAUAAAAGUCACAGGGCUGGAUGUGAGAAGUAUGAGGGACCCUAUCCUCAGCAUCCCUUCUACAGCUCUGCUAGCGGAGACAUGAUUGGUGGGCUGAGCAGAGAAGAAAUCAGACAGAUGUAUGAGAGCAGUGAGCUUUCCAGAGAGGAAAUUCAAGAGAGAAUGAGAGUUUUGGAACUGUAUGCCAAUGAUCCUGAGUUUGCAGCUUUUGUGAAAGAGCAACAAGUGGAAGAGCUUUAACCAAAACUCCUGUUCUGAAACUGAUUAGAAGCCUGGAGAAGAUGGAGAUUACUUGUCGCUUAUGUCAUAUAAUUAACCUGGAUUUUGAACACUGUUGGAAGAAGAGUUUUCUAUUAAAACAUUAAAUGUAGGGCACACUGUUUUUUUUUUUUUCAGCUUAAGUUUUCAGAAUGUAGUAAGAGAUAUUACCAUUUUUAUUUCUAUAAAGACUGAAAGCUGUGUUUAAAGAAAUUGAAAACUACAUAACCUCUGGAAAGUAUUCUACAAGGAAAAGCUGGACUUGGGAGUUAGGGCUGCAGUUGCUGUCUGCUUCUGAAUCAUUGAGGGUGUCUCCUAAGAACUGUGCCUCGGGUUUCUCAAUAGGAAAAUAAGGUGAGACUCUUACAUGGAGAAGUCUGGCUUAGUAAGGGAAUAUUUUGGAGCAUAUUUGUUAUUGUUGGGUAGAAGGGAAAACUUUUGAAGUAGUCUUAGUGGGUAGUUUAUAGUCAGGCAUUCAUCUAAAUAAAAUAUUUUCUUUCUUUUUUUUUUGAUCAAA